Molecule: messenger RNA, 715 nt
Organism: Emiliania huxleyi CCMP1516
Lineage: Eukaryota; Haptophyta; Isochrysidales; Noelaerhabdaceae
Exons: 3
Coding region: 28-417 (129 amino acids)
Cellular component (GO): ribosome
Molecular function (GO): structural constituent of ribosome
Source: RefSeq, a predicted model, not a curated record
CCAGAGCGCGCCUUGCCGCAUCAAUCAAUGGGCGAGCAGAAGAAGGGCACCUACCACUACAAGGUCGUCUCGGACGGCAACGGCUGGACGGCCAAGGCAUUCGGCGACAUGGCGGACGGCCUCCCCGAGUGCACUGGAGCCACCGCGCUCGAGGUGGAGAAGGCGAUGUACGAUGCGUGCAAGGAGGCGUCGGGAAUUCCUGAGUUUACCUACGCCAACGACAUGGUCACGCCAAAGGUCUCGCUCUUCACGGCGUGCAUAGGGACGGCGAUGGUGGUGGCAGGCGGCGGCGGCGGCGGCGGUGGCGGCGGCGGCGGCGGCGGCGGCGGCGCGGCGGCCCCGGCGGCGGAGGCCAAGGCCCCGGAGCCAGAGCCGGAGGAGGAGGAGGAGGAGAUGGGCUUCGAUCUUUUCGAUUGAGAGAGGCCAGGUUUGGCGCAUGCGCGUGGACUGCGAGCCCCCGACGCGGGUCACGCGCCGCGGAGAGAUCGAUUUUCGUCUUCGGUCUCGCACAUGCGCCAUAGUUCGUGCUUCCUCCCCGUAGCCAGUGCUGUCUUUGUGACGGGACUGUUCCGAUGUGGGGCGUGCGUCACGAACCGUGGAACUCGCAUGUGCACAUGCACAUGUACAUGUCGGUGUGUUUGGUGGUGACUUUUUAGCUGGGGCCGUCGCGCUCCGUAUCCGUUUUCGUUGUGUGGAGAAUGAUUUUGUGUGCCUC